GCUCCAGAACCGAGAGGAGCCCGGUGUAGGAGACACGGGGAUGACUCGGAGCUGUGGCGGCGGAGCGGAGAGGCUCUGAGGACCCGCCGACGGGGGCCGGAUCAUGGGCUCCGCCUCAUCGUCCUACCGGGUCAUUUACCUGGACGUGGACGGCCGGAUCCAGAAGGUGGUUUUCAGUAGAUUCUGCAGCCCGUGUGACAUUAAGGAGUUAUUCUGCUCAGCUGUGGGUGUUCCAAGAAACACUGAUCUGUCUGUGCUGGAUUCGUCUGGAGCGAUGGUGUCCAUCGACCCCACCAUGCCACACAACACAGACAGGGUGUUCAGGAUCAACGAGCUGAAGACCGAAGUCACCAAUCGGCUCGCCAUGUUGGAGAAGAGAGUAGAGUUGGAGAGCAUGAAAGUGGUGGAGAUUGAGAAAUGCCGCAGUGAAAUCAAGAAACUCCGUGAAGAGAUGGCCUGUCAUAGCAGCAGGACUGUCCUUGAAGACAGCAGGAGGCUGAUCCCCCACAGAGAUGUACCCGCAUACCCAAAGUACCACCUGUCCAAGGACACAGUAGAAGCUCUGCGCCUGCCUACGUUUGAUGUCUGGCAGUGGGAACCCAAUGAGAUGCUGAGCUGCCUAGAACACAUGUACCACGACCUGGGCCUGGUCAGAGACUUCAGCAUCAACCCCCUAACGCUCAGGAGGUGGCUGUUGUGUAUUCGUGACAACUACAGAAAAAAUCCCUUCCAUAACUUCCGCCACUGUUUCUGUGUAACCCAGAUGAUGUACAGCAUGAUCUACCUCUGCAGCCUACAGGAGAAGUUCACCCAGCUGGACAUUUUGAUCCUCAUGACAGCUGCUGUGUGCCAUGACCUCGAUCACCCCGGCUUCAACAACACGUACCAGAUUAAUGCCCGAACGGAGCUGGCAGUUCGAUACAAUGACAUCUCUCCCCUGGAGAACCACCACUGUGCCGUGGCCUUCCAGAUCUUUUCUCAGCCAGACUGCAACAUCUUCUCCAACUUCCACCCCGAGGCUUUCAGACAGAUCCGGCAGGGGACCAUCACGCUGAUCCUGGCCACAGACAUGGCUCGACAUGAAGAGAUCAUCGAUUCCUUCAAACAAAAAAUCGACAGCUUUGACUACUCGGAUGAGGAGCACAUCACCUGUGAUCUACUGGCAGGAGCCAAUCAGAGCUGCACACUGAGGGGCCUCAGUCCUCUGGCUCAUGCUGUGCUGUGUCUCCUGUGGCUGCAGCUGAAGAUGGUCCUCAUCAAGUGCUGUGACAUCUCUAAUGAGGUGCGGCCCAUGCCUGUGGCUGAGCCCUGGGUGGACUGUCUGCUGGAGGAGUAUUUCACCCAGAGUGACAGGGAGAAGGCAGAAGGGCUUCCUGUGGCUCCAUUCAUGGACAGAGAGAAGGUCACCAAGCCAUCGGCACAGAUUGGAUUCCUCACAUUCGUCCUCAUUCCCAUGUUUGAGACUGUGAUGAAGCUUUUCCCUCAGCUGGAGGCGGCUAUGGUGCAGCCCCUCAAAGAGUCCCGACACCAAUAUGAAGAACGCAGACGGACUGAUGAAGCCACCACUGAG
Messenger RNA from Menidia menidia (Atlantic silverside), 1570 nucleotides. Lineage: Eukaryota; Metazoa; Chordata; Actinopteri; Atheriniformes; Atherinopsidae. The record is from the annotation of a GenBank genome assembly.